AUUUAUUUUACAGAAAUGCUAAGUAUGAUUAUUGGUAUAUGAAAGCACAAAAUUUCUAUGAUUUAAGAGGAGGCGAUAAGUUGAGUAGCAAUAAUAGAUAAUUGGAGAGGUAUGAGAAAUUGGAGAAAAUAGGAGAAGGUAUUGUGUAAUUCAAAUGCGCUUAGGAACAUAUGGUGUUGUUUAUAAGGCUCGUGAUUCAGUGACUAAAGAAUUGGUGGCUCUUAAGAAAAUCAAGUUAGAGAAUGAAGAUGAGGGUGUUCCCUCCACUGCUAUGAGAGAGAUCUCAAUUUUGAAAGAACUUCAACCUCAUCCAAAUAUAGUGGGUUUGAAAGAAGUCAUUUAUUAGCCUAAUGAGAAGAAACUCUAUUUAGUUUUUGAAUAUGUUGAGAUGGAUUUUAAAAAAUUCCUUGAUUAAAAUAAACACAAUCUCACAAUUAGUUAAAUCAAAGUAUGUAUAUCAACACUUAUUAUUAAUAGCAUUUCACCUUCCAAAUCUUGAACGGUCUAAAUUAUUGUCAUUCUAGACGAAUCAUUCACAGAGAUCUAAAACCAUAGAAUAUUUUGAUUGACAAAUCAACAGGGAUCAUCAAAUUAGCAGACUUUGGUUUGGCAAGAGCAUUCGGAGUUCCAAUUAAAACUCUGACUCAUGAAGUCGAGACUCUCUGGUAUAGAGCUCCUGAGAUCUUAUUAUCCUAAAAACAAUACUCUUUGGGAGUUGAUAUCUGGUCUGUCGGAUGCAUUCUCACAGAAAUGGUUGAAAAACAUGGACUGUUUUGUGGUGAUAGUGAAAUCGAUUAGAUCUUUAAAAUUUUCUAAUAUCAUGGAACCCCAACAGUGUAGGAUUGGCCAAACAUAGCCGAUCUACCUGACUUCAAACCCACUUUCCCUCGUUUCAGAGCAACACCGCCAGAAUAGUUCUUCAAGAACUUUGAUAAGGUAGGGGUAUUGUAUUAAGGGAUAGGUUGGCUUAGAUUUGGUUACAAAAAUGAUUGCUUUGGAUCCAGCUAAACGAAUCUAUGUUAAGGAGGCUAUGAAGCAUCCAUUCUUUGAUGACUUAAACAAGGAAGACAUCGUCAAGUAUUUCCCUCCAGGAUAACAAAACUUGGCUAUGCAGUAUGGAAAAUGAAUUAAUU
Paramecium octaurelia is the source of this 1133-nucleotide messenger RNA. The record is from the annotation of a GenBank genome assembly. NCBI's taxonomy places the organism in Eukaryota, Ciliophora, Oligohymenophorea, Peniculida, Parameciidae.